Messenger RNA from Oryzias melastigma (Indian medaka), 3764 nucleotides. It is a transcript of the gene tmem121b, whose product is annotated as transmembrane protein 121B. The coding region runs from base 91 to 1170 and encodes 359 amino acids. The transcript has a single exon. NCBI's taxonomy places the organism in Eukaryota, Metazoa, Chordata, Actinopteri, Beloniformes, Adrianichthyidae. The record is from RefSeq and is a predicted model, not a curated record.
CCAUCCCUCCUCAGUCUGUCUGCAUCCUCUGCCCCUUUAACGGCUCCGGGAAGCGGAGCAGGAUGGCGGGAGCGCGGCGGCUGCAGUAAGAUGCUCUCCGGGAGCUGGAGCCGCAUCCCGCAGGCCGAUCACCUCCACAGCUCCUCCCCCCGCAAGGACAGCGGGCCCCCGGUCCCCUCCGCGUCCUCGGACACCGCCCGCAGCAUGACGUCCGGGGAGCUGAUGCAGAGCGCGCCGCUCUUCGCGCACAGAUCCACGCGCCGCGCGCUGUACAAGGCGCUGUGCUUCCUCCUCCUCAUCCUCCAGGGCGGGGUCCUGGACUUCUACCUGAUCUUCACCGACCUGUACCGCUGCUCCUGGAUCGCCACGGACCUGGUGGUCAUCUCCGGCUGGGGCGUCUUCUUCGUGAAGAACGCGCGCAGCCGGCGGGAGCGCGCCUGCGGCUUCCACCAGAAGAGCUCCAUGUUCGGCUGCAACCUGGGCGAGUUCACCUACGCCUACCUGGCCUGGCUCAUCUACGUCAUCGCCUACACGCCCAAGGUGGUGCUGAUCCUGGAGACGUCCGUCCUGGAGCUGGUCGCCCUGAAGGUGCCGUGCGGCGUGACCGGCUUCAAGGUGGCGGCGCUGCUGUCCGCGCCGCUGCUCUUCUGCCUCAUCGGCUCCGUGGUGCUGGACCUGAACGGCUCCACGCGCCACCGCGCGCACAGCUGCUUCCUGAGCACGUGCCUGGACCUGCUGGACAGCUUCACGCUGGUGGAGAUGCUGCUCCGGAACGAGGUGCCGUCCGCGUACCUGAAGUACGCCGUGCUGGCGGCGUUCUUCGCGGCGCUGGCGGCGCCGGUGCUCUGGCUGUACGAGCUGACGGCGGCGGAGCUGCGCUGCGCGUGGCUGUGCGCGCGCUUCGCCACGGGCCUGCUGGUCAACGCGCCGCUGCUGGCGGUCAGGUGCUUCCUGGUGUUCGUGCACCGCGUGCCCGUGUCGGUGUUCAUGCUGAAGAACGUCUUCUUCCUGGCGUGCAGGACGCUGGAGCUCGUGGAGCAGUGCGCGGCGGUGCGCGGCGUGCGCAGGCUGGCGGGCGGAACCGAGCCGGCCCAGUUCUCCCACUGCGUGUCCGAGAACGACAUGUGCCCGCACGGGUACGUCAACACUCUGGCGGUCAGCCAGUCGUGAAGACGAAGGUUACGGACGCGGGAGUCUGUCUUUCCAAACCACGGCCCGCGGGCCGAAUGCGGCCCGACUCCCCAAACAUUGUCAGUGAUACAUUUUUUUUUUUUACUCAAUCUGACCGAUCAAGAACCACAUAGAACCUGACUUUUAUUCCACCCUCCUUCGGUCUGAACUAUGACGGGAUAGAAUAUUUAAUGGUUUAAUUAAAAAAAAUAUUUAGUAUAAUUUCUGUGAAGAUUACACAAGUCAAUUAUCUAAAAUUUGGCUCUAAGUAGCUCUUUGGAAAACCAUAAAUGUUUACAUUUUUGCUAAGGAUCCUCAAACUGCGGCCCACGGGCCGGACCCGGCCCUCCAACACAUUUGACCCGGCCCCCAAACACUAUCAGACAGAGAGAUUCUGGAGUGUGAACUGUGACGGAAAAGGAGAGACUAUUCAUUAGUUUAGUUUUUAAAAUGUUUUAGUUUUGUUUUUGAGAAGCUGGUCAUACACCAGAAUCAAUCUCUAGCCGGAAGCGGGAACUUUAACCGGUUGUGUAACCGGAAAUGUCCUAAACGUUAGGAAACCCCCCUUUAAAAAUGAUAUUCUAAAAACUUUCAAGAACUAUCUGCUUUUAAAUGUGAAUAAACUGCAACUAUCUAGCAGUUUAAAGUACAAGAUGAGCUUCAAAUGGGACAGAGAAUCUUAAUGGUUUUAUUUAUUUCAAGUCAAAAUGAACAAGUUCAGAUUUGUAGAACUACACCUGUUCACCUCUGGAGAAAAAGACGAAGAAAUGCAGUUUUUUUUCUCUGUGUGUCAGAGAAAAAACUACAAAAAAGGUUGAAUAAAGAGAGAAGAAACGGAGGUUCUGGUUGAGGACUUCCAGCCAAUGAUUUCAGGCAACAUAUUGUUUCCCUGGUUGUUUGGACUCCCCGUUUGCUUCAGUCACGACCCUCCUCAGCAGUCUGGGUUCCUCUUGUUAAUCUCUCCACGUGGUUUUCCCCCUGAGGUUCCUCUGGAUCAGACAAAGAACAUUGUUCUUCAGAUUUCUCCUCUGAACUGAAUGACCAGGACGUUCGUCUCUUUAGUCGGAUCUUUGUUGGAUAGAGGCGUUCUAGGAUCCACAUCAGUGGGUCUUUAUCAGCAGAAGGGGCGGAGCUUGAACAUUUUAUACAAGGGGGGAGGAGACUUUGAAAAAGAGAACAGUGGAAUGAAAGGGUUGAAGGUUUAGCUCUUUAAUUUAAAUGAAUGUUUUUGUUAUUUUUGUGAUGCUUAAAGAAGCAUUGAGCAUGAGGAUUUCUGGAUCUUCGUCGACUCAAAUUAUUUCAUUGCUCCGCCCCUAAUCAGCAAAUGAAAAACUUUAAUUUUGUAUGUGUAAAUCCAAACUGACUGCAGAAAGGACCGGCCUGCUGUUCUCCCAGCAUGCACCAGUGCUGGACUCAGUUGGACGUUUGGUUUUUUUAGCACCUUCUCCACUCCUGAUGGAUCCUAAAAGAUGUUUGGAUUCUGGGUCAAAAAAGCCUUUAGCUUGUUACCUUUAGUGCUUUAGAUUGAGCUCAAACAGCUGAAACUAUGUUAUGUUUUUAACUUUUCAACCCUUAACAAAGUCAACGUCAUUCCAGCAGAUUUUGAAGGAGAAAGGCGUCUCAUCGAGUACACAGCUGUGUGUCUACAGGUGUGUGUCUACAGGUGUGUGUCUACAGGUGUGUGUAUACAAGUGUAUACAGGUGUGAAUACAGCUGUGCAUACAGGUGUGUGUAUAAAAGUGUGUGUGUGUGUGUAUACAUGUGUGUGUGUAUACAUGUGUUUGUGUUUCAGCAGUGAGCAGGAUCCUCCGCUCUCUUCUCUGCUUUUGCCUUCAGCUUCAUUUUGAUCUUUUUGGAGUUUUUGUCUCAAACCUUCUCUAAAGCUUUAUGUUGCUGCAGUUUUUUGCACAACAAAACCUCAGAAAAAGUCUACAAGCUGCUGAAUGUUUUGGACCUGAGCACUUCGGUCCUGCAUGGAUAUCAGCAGAACUCCUCAUGACCCGGUUCCUGGUUUGGACUCAGAUCUUCUGCAGGAAGUUCCUUCAUGUCUGGCAGCUUCUGUUGACUUUCAUCCAACGGUUGAAUACUUUCCUCGGUGCUGCUGUCAGACUGUUCCUACACUUUAAAUGUUUGAUGUAGAGUUCUGUGGAACGUGGACGCUGGAGAAAACAUCCGUCAGCAUCAGGACGUCUCUGCAGACCCGGAGACGUCCCACUUCAUCAUCGUGGUGUUCAGAAACAUUAGAAGCUGUGAAUGAUGCUUUUUUCAGGAAAACUGUGUUUACCAUCUUCCAACAACCUCCAGAAGCACAUCAGAUGGAGAACUGCACUGAGGUUUCCUCCAGACCCUCGUGAACCCCGAUGGGACUCUGUCUCCUCCUGCCUUUGUCUUCAUGAUGGUUUCCUGUCACCUUUGGCAAACAUUUUUCUAGAUUUGGUAUUGUUUCUAUCAGAAGCUGGUCUGACCCGAGUCCUCGGGCUGAACCAAACCCGACCCUGCGGGACAGUUAGUCAUGUUGUAGCUGCAGCUCUCACCCCUCGGUUCUGGUGGCUGUUGUGAUCCGUGUGUCUGGAAUAAACCUCAUGAAGACCCAG